This is a messenger RNA of Coturnix japonica (Japanese quail), 4508 nucleotides long. It is a transcript of the gene ESYT3, whose product is annotated as extended synaptotagmin 3. Gene Ontology annotation, cellular component: endoplasmic reticulum membrane. Gene Ontology annotation, biological process: lipid transport. Lineage: Eukaryota; Metazoa; Chordata; Aves; Galliformes; Phasianidae. The record is from RefSeq and is a predicted model, not a curated record. Gene Ontology annotation, molecular function: calcium-dependent phospholipid binding; phosphatidylinositol binding; phosphatidylcholine binding.
UCCAGUAUUAGCACUGGUCACAAGCCUUGUAGAUACAAGAAAGUUAGAAAGUCAUCUUCACUAAACCCUUUGAUACUGCAUUACUAUGCAGUUAAAUGGAUGUUUUGGAUUCAUUCUUUACUGGCUUAUUACUGACUGUCCUGCUAACACGGAGAGAGACACUGAAAUUUCCUUGUGAUUGAGGACGAGACCACCUUCAAGUGGCUCCAUAAAGUGGUGUGUGAAAGCAGCCUGCUCACAUCCUGGGUCAUACUGUCUCCAAUAGGAACUGGCACCCCCAGGAGGGACGUGUUCCCCCUCAUGUUGCAGAGGGGGUUGUUUCUGAAAGUGCCUGGCACCAGCAGAUGUCACACGUCGGUGUGUGCCUAAUGCGAGGCAUUCGGAGCCCGAUUCUUUCAGCUGCCUGAACUGAUUUCCAUCAGAGAUCAGCCAUGUGCAGUGACUAACUAACAAACGAGGAUCACUUGCGGUACUGUUUGAUUUUUAACUGACCCAUAAUUAACAGAUCCUUCGGGGGCUGAACCUCGUUCUCCCCAGUCACGGUGAGCUUCCUUUUCUCGGAGGUUUGUGUCUGCCCCCUGUUUGUUGCCUUGUGCAGCCGCUGUGAAAAAAGGAGCCACAAUACAGGCUGGCACCAUUCACUGAUGUUCUCGGCUCAUCUGCUGAACAAAGAGGAGUCUCUGCCUGACGGGGGAAAAUGGCAGUGGCAAACACAGUGUGGAACUGUUACGGUUACAGUGUCUCCUGGAGCCCGUGCGGAAAGAUACAGCAUCGCUAUUCCUGAGAGUAGAAGCAUCUGCAAAACCGAUGGGUGGCUCCCAAGUAACACCGCAUUCCCUAACGCGUAAAUUCUCCGUAUUUAACAACGCGACAUCCCUCCCAACAUCUCCAUCAGAGCGGGGCGCUCUGACCCUUCCCAGCAGCAGGUGGUCGGAACCAACAGGUUGUUCUGUGCGCGGUUACGCCAAUGGGGGUGAAGAGGCCGGCGGUACCGGCUCGGAGCGCUCACAAGGGGGCGGCACAGCGCGGCUCUCCCCGCUGCGCUCCGCAGGGGCCGGGCGGGCACCCGGCGGCACGGGACGCGCCUCCCGCCGGGCGGGGGCAGCCGCCGCUUCGCCGCGAGAACCGGCCGCACUCGGCCGAGGGACCCCGCGGAGCCGGGGCUCAGCCAUGGAUCCCGCCGCCUCCCGCCCCGCCGCCCCGCAGCGGGCGCUGCUCUCGUCCGCCGGCCGGGCGCUGCUGUGGCUCGGCCCCGUGUACCUGGCGGGGUACCUGGGGCUGAGCGGCAGCUGGCUGCUGCUGGGGCUGGCGCUGGCGCUGGGCUGGGAGCGCAACCGGCGGGGGAAGAGAGAGCGGCUGGCGGCCGCCUCGGUGCUGCUGGAGGACGAGAGGGAAGCGGUGCGGCGGGGCCUGGCCGCACGGCACCUGCCCGCAUGGGUCCAUUUCCCUGAUGUUGAGCGAGUGGAGUGGCUGAACAAGGUCCUUGAACAGGCUUGGCCAUACUUUGGGACAAUCAUGGAAAAAACAUUUAAAGAAGUUCUGGAACCAAAAAUAAGAGCAAAGAGUGUACAUCUGAAAACGUGCAGCUUUACCAAGAUCCAGUUUGGUGAGAAGUGCCCUAGAAUCAACGGGGUAAAAGUCUACACCAAAGAAAUUGACAGAAGACAAGUUAUCCUAGACCUGCAGAUAUGUUAUGUAGGAGACUGCGAGAUUCACAUGGACAUAUCAAAGUUCAAUCUUGGGGUGAAAGGUGUACAGCUGUAUGGGACUUUGCGAGUGAUCCUGGAGCCUCUUCUCACUGAUGCCCCUUUCAUUGGAGCAGUGACCUUGUUUUUUAUGCAGAAACCGCACUUGGAAUUCAACUGGGCAGGUAUGAGCAACCUCCUGGAUGUCCCAGGGAUUAAUGUAAUGUCAGACUCGCUGAUUCAAGAUUACAUUGCUGCACGGCUGGUUCUGCCAAACAGGAUCACGGUGCCUCUGAAGAAGAACAUGAGCAUUGCUCAGCUGAGGUUCCCUGUCCCACAUGGAGUAAUAAGGGUUCAUCUGCUAGAAGCUGAAAACCUCGUCCAGAAGGAUAAUUUCCUUGGUGCCAUCAGGGGGAAGUCUGACCCAUAUGCUCUCCUUCGGCUUGGCACAGUGCAGUAUCGAAGCAAGACAAUUUCCCGAGAUCUUAAUCCUGUCUGGAAUGAGACAUUUGAGUUUGUUGUUCAUGAAGUGCUUGGUCAGGACUUAGAAGUGGACUUGUAUGAUGCGGAUCCAGAUAAAGAUGACUUCAUGGGCAGCUUGCUCAUAAGUGUGCUGGAUAUAAAGAAUGACAAAACUGUUGAUGAGUGGUUUCCCUUAAGCAAGACAACAAGUGGACACUUGCACUUAAAGCUGGAGUGGCUUUCACUAGUAAAUGACCAGGAAAAGCUACAUGAAGAUAAGAAGGGCCUAUCUACAGCAAUUCUGAUAGUCUACUUGGACAGUGCUUUCAACCUUCCAAAGAACCACUUUGAGUAUUCAAAUGGUGAAUGUGGAGCAAAGAAGAUCAGAAAUAACAAGUACCUCAAGAAGACAGAACGAGAGCCUUCCUCCUUUGUCCUGCUCACAGUAGGAAGCAAGACUCAAAAAAGCAAGACCUGCAACUUCAACAAAGAUCCCAAGUGGGGCCAGGCUUUCACCUUCUUUGUCCACAGUGCUCAUUCCCAGUCACUGCAUGUUGAGAUAAAAGACAAGGAUCAAGACAGUUCUCUGGGAACAUCGGUGGUGUGUCUCUCCCACUUACUUAAGGACCCAAACAUGACUCUGGAUCAGAGAUUUCAGCUGGACCAUUCCAGUUCAGACAGCUUCAUUAAGAUUAAACUUGUGCUGCGGGCCUUGAAUGUUGAGGAACCUGAUCCACAGAGAGUCAAGGCUGGUGUCGGUGCCUUGAAGAAAGGUCCCGUGCAUGUCAUGGGGAAAGGUGGAAACCAGCAGGAGUUUCAAUCUCCACCAAAACCAGAAGUCUUGAAAGUACCUCCUGUGAGCAAAGACACUGAUGUGCGGGACCCUCAGCCAAAAAAAGACAGCUGUGAAGACCUGGACACAAGUAACAGUUCAGCAGUGCCUACAGCAAGUGAAACUGUUGCCAGCCUUGAUGAGACAGAGAGUGAGCAAGUCCCAGAGCAUCGCACGCAGUCAGCAUUGCAUACCAGGGCAGCAGUAGUGCCCACGUUGCCGGUCGUUGAGGAACUGAGGCUUGCACCCAGUGUUACUUCACUGGGUUCUCUGCCUUCUUCUUGCUUUGAACUCAGUAGCAGUAAUCUGGACCUUCAUAACGGGACGGAAAUGCCUCUGGGAGAGAUUCAGCUCACAGUGCGCUACGCUUCCAUACGGCAGAGCCUGGUUGUGCUGGUGAAUGGCUGCAGAAACUUAAUACCCUCUUCCAAUCGUGGAGUGGAUCCAUAUGUCCGUAUAUACUUGCUUCCAGAUAGAAGAUGGACAAGUAGGAAGAAGACUUCUGUUAAGAAAAAAACUCUGAACCCCCAGUAUGAUGAAAAGUUUGAAUUUUUUGAAUCUUUGGAAGAAGUGAAGAAAAGGACACUGGAUGUUGCAGUGAAAAACAGCAGGCCGUUCAUUUCACAGGAGAAAAAGGAGCUGGGGAAAGUGCGGAUUGAUUUGUCACAGGAGGAUUUAAUCAAGGGUUUUACACAGUGGUACGAGCUGACAAGAAGUAGACGCAAGAAAAAUUGAUUUCUUCUCGUGUACAUAAGUUACUAACUUUAAACUUUGUAUUGACUGUAUAUACCUCUUUUCUAAUGGAAGUGUUUUGAAACAUUCACUGCAAACUUGAAGCCAUCUGCUGCUCAGGACGUGUGCACGGAAUGAUCCUACUGACAGGAGUUCUCAGUGAAGUAAAACUGGGGAAAUAAUUUCUCUCUAGAUAACAAAUCAUUUAUUCCUGAUGGUGCAUCUCCUCCCCAAGAAUCCUUACAUAUGAAUGCGCUCUUAAGGAAGUGUUGGACCUGGAGAUAUUUUUAGAUGGCCAGCUAUGUGUGAUCACUUUCUUCUCAGUUUCGUUUCCCUAAGAGCCUAUUUGUGUUGUUUUAAAGAUAUCUGAAAGCAUUACUCUUCUAAAAGAAUCCAUUUUUAAACAGCGACUUUCAUCUGUAAGGCUACAGGACUCAUUCAAAUCAACUGUAAGACUAAUAGCAGUUCUUGAGAAACAAAGACAUUGAUAUUCUGCUUCUGAAAAGCAUUUAAGCAGAUUGUGGCUGCAGGUCUGCAUAUGAUGAGCUUCCAAAAGCAGGGAGAUUCGUUUGCCAGGAUGUCAUUAAGGUUUUAGUUUGUAAUGCCUUAACAUGUUCUGUUCUUUGUUACAACAUUUCAGCAUCUCAUAAGCCUUGAUAGUAAAUCAUUCUGCCUGAGGAACAGCAGAGUUUUGGACUAAGCUUUAUUAAUAUUGGAGCGAAAUAUACCAAAAUAUUUUUGGAAGCUUGGUGUACUUGUUUGUUUACAAUAAACUCUGACAUGUCUUGCUUAAGGAA